AUGUUUCACCUCAACGCUUCCGCCGUGAGAUCCGGGAUGGCCAUGUUCAUCUUGUCAAUGGACGGGAUGUUCUGGGCCCCGAUGGUGGUUCUAACUCUUGGAAUACCCUAUUACGUGGCAAGCGGCGGCCCAAUACCAACGCCAGGGAAGGAAGCCAAAGUGCCUGGUGUCGAAGGAACCUACGCCGCUAUCAUCGACAAUCCGGAGAGCCCCAUGGAAGUCUACAAGAUGAUGCCGCGCGGUAAACUUAGUAUCAUCGUUGCUGUGCCCCCGAACGGGUCAGAGGUCAGCAUGACCUCUACCGAAAUCCCAUGGUCUGUCUUCAAGGCGUAA
Fusarium subglutinans is the source of this 333-nucleotide messenger RNA. RefSeq lists its product as uncharacterized. The transcript has 2 exons. The record is from RefSeq and is a predicted model, not a curated record. The coding region runs from base 1 to 333 and encodes 110 amino acids. Lineage: Eukaryota; Fungi; Ascomycota; Sordariomycetes; Hypocreales; Nectriaceae.